AUGACAAGUCCAUGUGAAGAUGGAGCCGUUUGUUGGCCACAACAUAGAGAUGAUGUAGUCCCAACUUGUAAAGGAUUUUUUUAUGAAAGACUUGGAGAAGAAUGUCGAAUUCGAACAGAUUGUUGGGGAUUAAAAUGUGAACCAUUCUCUCGUACUUGUCAACCAGAUAUUAAUUCAUUGGAUGGAUAUCAAUGUGAAUCAUUAUAUUCUUGUCUUGAAGGUUUAAUAUGUACCACCACCAUCAACAUUGAUGGCACCAAGUAUUGCAUUGAACCAUUUUCACUAUCAGAGGGUAAUACAUGCGACACAGAAUUUGAAAAUCUAAUAGGUGAUAAUGGAAAUUAA
Cavenderia fasciculata is the source of this 345-nucleotide messenger RNA. RefSeq lists its product as uncharacterized. NCBI's taxonomy places the organism in Eukaryota, Evosea, Eumycetozoa, Acytosteliales, Cavenderiaceae. The transcript has 3 exons. The record is from RefSeq and is a predicted model, not a curated record. Bases 1 to 345 code for a protein of 114 amino acids.